UUGGGCGGGUGGUUAGAGUAACGCGCCGCCGGAUGGUCGGCGGUUGGACUUACGUAGUACAAAGGAAAGGAAAGGAAAGGUGGAGCGGUACAAUGUCACGAAAUUCUUCUGAAUUAUAUUUGUCUGAGAACAUCUGCCCCUCUGCUGCUCUACCCUUUGCGUUAAGGCUGAGACUGAUCACGUCAGAAACUCUGACAACGCCACUUUUAACCCCUCUCUCUCUCUCUCUCUCUCUCUGGAAACCUGCGGGUUUCUCACACUAAAAAGCUGUCAAGAAUCGAGAGAACCACUGCCGGUUUGAUGCAUGCGAGUAAUGGGGUGUGACUGAAUUCAUGAUGGGGUGGCGUGCAGUUGUAUUGUUCAUUCAUUGCCCUUCUCUCCUUCAAAACUUUCUCUCUCUCUCUCUUUCUGCUCUUUUUUUACUCUGCGCCUGUAGCCACUGUCAAUCUUUUUCCUUGAAGAAAUAAACAAAUUCAAGAAAAUGCAGACCCAUUCAAACUCUGGUAUUGAAAAGGAUGGGUCGCCAAGCGUGAAGCUGGUUCUGGGCUAUGGCCAUGUGAAGACAGAGCCAAAAGACAGAGAAGAAGAAGAAGAAGAAGAGGAAAGCAGUAAGUGUGGGUUUACAGAAGCUCAAUGCCAUGAAUUGUAUCUCCAAGCUCUGAUCUUCAAGUACAUACAAUGUGGUCUCCCUGUUCCCUUCCACCUUCUUCUUCCCAUCUGGAGAACUGUUUCCACCUCCUUCGCUUCUAAUACCACUGUGUUCUUUACCCAACAAUUCUCAGCCUUUAGAGACCUGAAUGCUUGGGGAUUUGGUGAUAUGAGCAUGAUGGAUCCUGAACCAGGGAGGUGUAGAAGAACCGAUGGGAAGAAAUGGAGAUGCAGCAAGAGCGUUGUUCCACAUCAGAAAUAUUGCGAGCGCCACAUGCAUAGAGGCAGCAAUCGUUCAAGAAAGCUUGUGGAAGCAUCUCAGAUUGAAUCCAAAUCUCACAUUAAUCCUGCUAGGCCUUUAAAUCUUGAGCCUAAGCCUAAGUUUCUCUCUUCAACUGCAACCGAUAAUGCCUCACCUUCCAUUGGAUUGCCAUCCAGUGGAGUUAAUGGACACGUUGAUAAACAUAACAGCUCGAGUGUCCAUGGAGUCGGCCCAAACUUAGUGAGAACCAUUGCUCCUUCCGACUCCCACAACAUUGAUGGGAAAUAUGCCAUGUUCAAUGGCGUCAACACUGCCAAAGAAACCAACCAAAUAAGCGAGAAGAGAAACACUUGUCAAUCUUAUGUUUUUGUUCCAGGACUAGGUAUAUUUCCUAAGAGUGGUCAUGAACAUGGUACAGGUAAAGCAGGGUCGUCUAGCUCAGGUAUUCCUCGAAACAGAUUGGCAGAAACUGAACUGCUGAGAUGCAACAGAUCGGAUGGUAAGAAAUGGCGAUGCAAAAGGGCUUCAAUUCCCGGGCACAAGUACUGUGAGAUUCACCUGCACAGGGGGUCCAAGAAGAUCACGGUGCCAUCAAAUCCAGUUACCGUUGCACUACCUCCACCCGCCUCCAUGGACAGAAUCUGCCCCCCGCUCGCCAUCCCUACUAGAUACCUUGAUGAUGGCACGAGCUUGAACACUAAUCUCUCCAUUGCACCGGCUUCUCAUCAACUAGUCAACUGCGAUUCUACUCAUACCAGCAGCAGUGAUUCCACCACCAUCACAGAUGAAACGCCGACUUUUGUCAUGCAUUGAUUCCAUCUCCUUGUGUUCUAGAGAAGUUUGCUGUUAUUUUAAGAACUAAAGAAUAUGGUUUAUUUACUUACUGUGUUUGUAUAGUGAAGUGCAGCUCUUAGAAGCAUUAUGUUCUAAUAGAAUUACGAGGAAAUUAAUGUGUAUUUUGUAUUUGGUAAA
Molecule: messenger RNA, 1882 nt
Organism: Ipomoea nil (Japanese morning glory)
Lineage: Eukaryota; Viridiplantae; Streptophyta; Magnoliopsida; Solanales; Convolvulaceae
Product: growth-regulating factor 9-like
Exons: 4
Coding region: 482-1723 (413 amino acids)
Biological process (GO): developmental process; DNA-templated transcription; regulation of DNA-templated transcription
Cellular component (GO): nucleus
Molecular function (GO): ATP binding
Source: RefSeq, a predicted model, not a curated record